AUGAAUGACUUAAUAGCAAAUAUUAGUAGUGAUUGCAACUAAGAAUAUGAAGAAAUAAAUGGCGGCAGUCCUAUCUAAAAAAGAAUUUUAGAAAGAGGAAGUUUAAUUUAAUAAUUGAAUAACAGAGAUAUAGAUCAAGCAGAUAGUUGUCAUUCUACAUCUACUCAAAACUAAUCUUUGCACUAGAACUAAAUAAAUUCUAAGUAGAGUAGCAGCUAAAAGUCUUAAGAUAGAAAAAAGAGAUCAUCUUCAAUCUUAUAAGCAUCUAUAAGCUCCACUCAUACAACUAGUAGAUCAUUUGUACAAGGAAAUGGAGCAAAUUAAGUUCUAAAUGGUAAUAUUUGUAGUAAUCAUAAUAAUGGUUCUUAAAAUAAUACUACUUAUAUGUUUGAUGAGCUUUUUACUCUUGAUAGGGAAAUGUUUGCAGAAAAGUUGUAAAUUUAAAAUUCUGUCCUAAAAACUGAAAAGAAUUGUUUUGAACUGGAGUUAAAGAGAAAAGCAGAAAUUAUUGAAUAAUUGGAAAAAAAGAUCUAAGAAAUACAAAAGAAAUAUAAGAAUGACAUUGAAAGAAAAGAGUAAUUGGAAAUUGAAUAAACAAUACUUUAAAAGAAAAUAAAUGACAUUGUAAACAUUUAUGAGAAUAAUAAUGGGAAAGAGGAUGUAAAUUAAUUACUCAAAAUGACAACUGACCUAAGAUCUGAGUUAAAUUUAAAACAAAUGAUUAUUGAUAAGCAAAAGGAAACAAUUAAAUCUCUUUAAUAAUAGAAUGAAAUCCUUUAAAAAAAUGAAGUAGAAAUAUUAGAAGCAUAAAAAAAAUCCUAGUUAAUAGUUGAUAAAUUUGAGACUGUCAAUAAAGAUUUGUAAAGGUUUUUGAAAUAAUCUACUGAAAUGUAAAUCAAGCUCAGAAAUCAACUUAUGAUAAGUGAAAGUAACAGAUAGCUUCUUGAAGAGAAAUACAAUGUUCAUACACAAAGAGCUGCAAUCCUAAAUAAUAAUCACAACACUAGUAUGGGAUAGGAUCUCGGAUCUAGAGCAAGUCUGAUGAUGAACAACGAGAUAUUAAGAUAAACUAGGGGAUCUCAUGAACAAUCUUUUGCUUUUAACCAUUUAGAUUCUAUCAAUUAAGAUAUCAGUUUUAAAAAAUAAAAUUAAAAUCAAAUAAACUAAAAAAGAGAAGAAUUGAUAUAAUAUUAGAGAUUUUAAGAAAGAUCAAUAGAAGAUUAAUAAGAAUAAGAUACAAGCAAAGCUAGAAAUACCUAAAAAAUUACAUAAAAUAAUGAUAAAUAAAAAUAUACAUAGUAGUAAUUACAUAGCAAUUCUUUAGCUGCAGCAGCUGCAGAGUUUUCUAAAUUUUAAGGAAGUAUGCAAUGCCAUGACUUAUGCAAAGAGGAACUCUCUAACCAGAUUUAAGAAUAAGAAAGUAUUAUCAAUCUUAGCUUAUUAUCGGAUUCAGUAAAGUAAAAAGAAAUUAACACAAAUCAACCAUUAUUAAGUGCUAGGUAGUAAGGAAAUACAAACAAAUUGCUAUUGUAAUUUUAAAAUAGCUAAGUGAAAAAUAACAAUAACAACUUGAUGUCAAGCUUAAAAGAACAUAUACUUAGCCUUUCUGAAAAUAAAGAAAAUUUGAAUGAAUAGUUGCAUGAAAUUUUAAAGGAGUCUAAGAGAGGUAAUGAAAAAAAUGUAAAAGAGUUAAUGGUAAAAUUUGAGACUCGUUUAGGACAAUUUUUCAAUGAGUUAUCAAACCAAGCUGAAAUUUUAGUCAUUUUGUAGUAGCGUUUAGAUUAAUAGGAUAAUAUAAUUGAAGAAUAUCACAGAUCAGAGUAAGAAAAGCUGGAAGAGUAAAAAUAAAAAUAUAAAAAACAGAUAAAAAGUUUGUUGAAAGAUAUUGAUAUGCUAACUUCUCAAAAAGAAGAGAUUGUUAAAAAAUUUGAAGAAUAAGUGAACUAAAGUUACGAAUAGGCAAAAACUGAAGUGCAAAGAUAGUACUAAAAUCAAAUUGAAGACUUGAAAUCAUUACUUGACUAGGCAUUAAUAAGAGAACAAUAACUUGAUUUAUGUGUGAGAUAAUAUAAAGAGAAUUCUAAUUAAAAGUAAUAAAGAAUGCUUUAAAGGUUCAAAAACAAUAGCAUCAGUAGCUAGAAUUUAAAUGGAGUAGGGAUAGCCUUGAAUAAUAGCUACAAUUUGGUAAAUGAAAAUUAAAAUACAUAGAUAAAUAUAGAGAAAAUAAAUUCAGGAUUUUGUGGUGAUCCUGGUUCUAAAACAAACAGAGAUAACAUUUAGCACCAAUAAACAAGGGAUGAAAGUGAAUUUAAAGAAAACACAAACUCUUAAAAUAUGAUAUCAAACAGAAAUGAAGAAAACAAUAAAUCAACCUUGACAAAUAAAACUUAUUCUCCUGCUCCUUCAAACUCUAUUAAUUAUCUAUCAACUGAAUAAUUAGAAAAUGUGAAUUGUUAGUUUUCUGUCAGAAAUAAUACCUCAAAUAUAAAAUUUGUCCCUAACCAAAUAGAGGGUAGCAUCAACCAAUAAUAAAUUUUCUAUCCAGUAUAAAAUAAUAAUCUUUAUUAAUCAACUUAAUCAGAUAAAUAUAUGUAGAGAAAAACUGAUGAGAACAGCUACCACUCUUCAAAGAAUUAUAAUUUAUCAGUUUCUAGCUAAUCUAAUUAGGUUGAAUAAAAUUCUUUGGAUUUUUCUCAUGGAUCACAUCAAUAAUAAUAAAUUUUUAAUAAUAACAACUCAAUAAGAAAUAGCAUAGAUACUAACAGAAGUAGCAGAAACUUUAACAAAAUAGAAUCAAAUUUUAACACUACAGAUAACAGAUAGAUUUAUUAAAAAAUAAUCUAAAACAAUACUAGAUAAUCUUACUAAUAAGAUUAGAUAAGUAUGCUAGAAGAGAAUUAAAAUAGUUCUGUUUAAGUUUAAAAAAGGUUAAUUGAUCAAUUUAGCACAGAGGCUUAUUAGAAAUAAAACAUGUAGAUAAAGAAAAAUAUGUCUAGUAAUACUUUACAGCCUCAUCAAUAUUAAAGCUAACAAGAAAACAAGUAUCACAAUGAACUUAAGGCUUCUUAAAAAUCAUAUGAUUCUUAAUCUAGCUACCAUCUCUAAGAUACAUUCGGUUAGUAAGAUCAAGGUUUCAACUAACACUAAUCAAAGUAACUCUCAUAGUACAACCAGAAAUCUAAUAAGAUGUAAUAAAAAGCAAACUCAAGCACUUUAGCCAGAGCUAAUUCUUAUACUAAUUUAAAUUCUAGUAGAAACAACUCUCAAGCAGGUUCCUCUUGUGUUGGAGAAUAGAUUGAAAGUAUUCAUAUUAUGAAAGAAUCUAAAUAAUUAAAUAGUUUUUAAAACUAUGACUCCUAUAACAGCAACUACAAUAGUUAAAGGUAAGUUAUACAACAAAUAAAUGGUUUAAAUUAACCAAACUAAAUUUUAAAUUAAGAACAUUUUUCUGAAGAGCAAUCAAAGUCUAACAACUCUGACUUGAACGCUUUUAAUAACUUUACAUUUACUUAAUCUUAAUAAAAUUACAAUGAUUUUUCUGAUAUAGAAGCAUAUUAUAAAUAAUAAUAACAAACAUUACCAAACAUAGCAAAGCUAUAAGAGUACAAUUAAAUUUAAUAAAAAAUAAAAAACAAAAACCUAAAUAAACUUUAAAUUGUAACUGACACAUAUGAUGAGCAUAAAUUAGACUAAAUUUAAUGUUAGAAUUAGAGGAGCGAUAAUUUAAAAUUUGCUGAUGUAAAUAAAUCUUCAUCUUGCCAAAGGAUAAGAUCAUAAUCAUCUUCUUAAUAUAAUUUUGUAAAUAACUAAUCAACUUAAAACUCAUCAGAUCAUAUGCUAACAGAAAAUAAUCAAGAUUAAAUGAAUUUGAAAUAAAAAUAUAAUAAAUGA
Tetrahymena thermophila SB210 is the source of this 3891-nucleotide messenger RNA. RefSeq lists its product as hypothetical. The record is from RefSeq and is a predicted model, not a curated record. Lineage: Eukaryota; Ciliophora; Oligohymenophorea; Hymenostomatida; Tetrahymenidae. The transcript has 2 exons.